Molecule: messenger RNA, 15884 nt
Organism: Sapajus apella (tufted capuchin)
Lineage: Eukaryota; Metazoa; Chordata; Mammalia; Primates; Cebidae
Gene: AUTS2
Product: activator of transcription and developmental regulator AUTS2
Exons: 18
Coding region: 10673-13996 (1107 amino acids)
Source: RefSeq, a predicted model, not a curated record
GUCCCUCCAAGUUUCUGGGAUUACAUGUGGGAGCCACCACAACUGGCAGAGAGCAAGUGAUUUUUAAAAUUCCGUCAAACCGUGGAAUAAGAGAAUGUAAACACAGGACAACAGCAGGAAAAUGACAGAGUUGACAUUUCUUUUUUUAAAAUGAGCUCCUUAUCAGCCUCAUCAGUGGGUUAAAAAACAGCAACUAUAUAGUCGUAUCUAGUAGGAAGCCAGCCAAAAAAAUGGAAACUAUUUUAACAAGUUGGAACUUAAGUUGAUAUCUAUGAUUGUUAAUGAUUUACCUUGUCCUAAAUGGAUGCUGUACCCUGAGAUGUUAGCUAAUAUCAUUGUGUUGGCUAAAACACUAAAAAUUGUGUUCAUGUUAUCUUUAUAUCAUUCCUUAUGUCUAUUUGUAUAUUUUAUGAUAUAUGUAAUAUAUCCAUGCCUUAUAGUUACAUAUAUAUCAGGGCAAUAUAUUAGAAAUUUUUUUUGUAUUGAUAAAGAUUCUUAAUUGAAAACAUUUGGAGAUUGUUUCUGUUCUGGAGAACUACCAGUAAAGGCAUCUAGUAAUUCUUCAUGGGUAUGUUGGGGUCUAGAUGAAGAGAAGAAGGAAAAGAUGAGGACACAGGAAGGAAGUGAAACAGAGAGGGUGUUUGUGUGCAAAUUAGAUAACAACCCUCCCUAGUCGAUUCAGUUCCAAGGGCACAUAGUUUCUCGAGUGGCCUGUGCCUUUGUGCAGGUUAUGAAAAGUCUCCCCUUUCUCCUGGCAUAGCAGCCUUGUACUAGGAAACAUGGUUUGGCAAAUGGGUUGUGGGAUGGAAUUCAGCACCCCUUCAGCCCUUCAUCCUUCUGCAGGUAUAGCCUACACAAGUAAGUAUAUAUAACAGCCCUGGUGGUGAAGUACUGAAAAAAAAAAAAGCGUGAAGGACAGGCAUUAAUGGAUGUUGUGAGCAGCAACAGCUAGUCCCCACUCUUUUAUUUAUUUAUUCGUUUGCCAGAGUAUUUAUAGAACACCUGCUGUGUGCCAGCCAUCUUCAACAGCAAAGAGUUGGCAAUAAGAGUUUAGCCCAGCAGCGAAACCUGACCUUGUAUCUUUUUUGUCAAUCGGGUUUUAUUGGAGCAUAGCUGUAUACCUUUGUUUAUGUAUCUUCUGUGGCUGCUUCUUAGCUGUAAUGGCAUAGUCGAAUAGUUAUGACAGAGACUGUAUGGCCUGCAAAACCUAAAGUAUUUACUUUUUUGCCCUUUACUGGAAAAAGGCAUGGACCUCUAUUCUAGAAGACUAAUCAGGACUUGCUUCUGGUGCCACUGCAUGGUAACUGAGCCAUGGGCUGUUUGGCUUCUAUCUCAUGUGCCUGCUUGCAAGAAAAUACUUCCAUCAGGGCCAAGUGAAGGUGCAGUAGAGCAAGCGCAGAGCAACACAACUGGGCACAUUUACUUCUUAUGUCUCUACUUACACUAUGUAGUGUAAGGAGGAGACAAAGGGCUAGGAGUCCAGAGACUGACAGUGUGUGACCUUCUCUCUGGGCCUGCUUCAGAUAGUCACUCUGCAACUACAAGAUGGCAGUAGAUUAACGAUUCUCCUACUUUUUCCGGCACCAAAAUCAUGUAGAAGGCUUGUUGAACCUACUGUUGGGCUCCACUUACAAGGUGUCUGAGUUGGUAGACCUGGGGAAGGCCUGAGAAAGUACAUUUUUAACGAGUCCUCAGAUAAUGCAGGUAGGCAGUAUGACUGGAUUGUUUUUGUGGUUGCUUGCCUCUUUUUGGCAUUGGAAAGAGGAAAGCCAGAGUAUUCCUUGAGGAAUGACAUUUGGCGAGGACCAAAUUCUAGUUGCUUCUGUGAUAUAUACACCGGAGCUAUUUUGUACUAGACUGUAAAUUCUCACAUUUCACCUGUGCAAAAGGAAAUACUUUCUGGUCUCCUGUUAGUAAUCAGCUGUCCCAAAUUUUGCCUGUUGCCUCUAGAAAUUCUGGACCCUCAAGUGAUCGGUCUUUUACGGCAGUGUGGAAGAACAGCACCUAUUGAUUUUUCAUGGUCUCUACCCUGUCCUUUCUAUUAUGAUUGCUAUUCUCUACCUUUCUGUUUUUCAGAACCCUUGUAUUAUUCCUGUUGUCUUUUUUCUAAAUGUUUUCUUGGUUACAAUAAAGUGCUAAUAUUUAAAGAGCUUUUGGGAGCCUGUUGGUGCCAGAAACUAUGCAAGUUACUUAAUGAAUAGUCGCAUUCAGUUCUCUCAAAAAUAUUUGGGGAAGUUUCAUUUUUCUCACUUUACAAAUGAGUAGAAAUUACAAAUUUGGAGUCAGAGAAGCUAAGUAAUGUGUGAUCUGGACAAUUUCAGUAUCUAUGUAGAUGAACAUCAAAAACCAAGCUUCCUAGGUCUUUGGCCUCCUCCCCAUUAUCCCUCACCUCCACUUGCCAAGUAUCCAUUCACAUUGUUGGAUCUUGGACUCCCUUACUAGGAUUCACCCAGGAUUUUUCUUUCUUGGAUCAUGAUCUUCUAUAUCAUCCUGUCACUGCAACUCAGUAGUCUGUGUCUUGGAAAAGCUUUAUAUCUCUCAUCCCCUUUCUCUGCCAACAGAAAUACCUUUCUAAACUAUUCCUCUAUCUUAAACCUCUUUUAAAAUCUGCAUACUUUAUACUAAAUUGUAUUGAUUAUGCUGCUGGUUCCCUAGUACAUAGUAAGCUUUGGAAAAAUUGUUUUAUCUUACUGAUUCUUUCUGUAGAAUCCUGUACUGUGUCUGGUAUAUAGAAGGCACUCCAUGAAUAAUGGUUUAACUGAGCUAGAGAAUAUAUGACUAGGGUCUAAAUCUGAGCCUGUCUUGCUUCACAGUGUGGCUGCUAUAGUCAGGCCUCCCAUAGCCCAUGGUCUAUUUCUUUCUAAUCUGUCUGGAUGAAGAAGGAAUUGUUCAGCAGGUGAUAUCAUUUGUGGAUGCUUUGUCUAUUUCUUCAUAUCCAGCAUGCUAUUAGUGAUUUUUCAUUUUGUCAGACUGCAUUUUCUCUUUUCAACUAGAGUUCAAAAUUUUGUCAGACUGCAUUUUCUCUUUUCAACUAGAGUUCAAACAAAAUAAUUUUAGAUAACAUCCUAAGGACAUUUGGAAACAUGACAUUUCAGGUCUAUUUUCCCCCUUGGCUUUAAAAAAGUAUACACAGCUAUAAUUACUAAUUGCUGCACUCUAAGUAGAGACAGAUGAUACAUAUGUUUGUGACAAUUUUCCAGAGGGAGAGCUAAGUAACCAGGCUCAUUUUUCCAUAAUGUGAAUGUUAUUCACAAACUAUUACCAUAAUUGAUGCACCAAACCACUGUAGAGUAAAUAAUGUGUUGUGUGUGGGAAGCAAGCUAGUAGUCAAUGAAUAUUAAAGAACAAAACCUCAUUUUAAAAGAGAAACUGUAAUUAUAAUCAUUCUGAAUUCAUACUGCACAACCAGUUAAAAUAACUUGGCUACCAUUUAUCUGUGUAAUUCUGUGUAUGAAGAGGGUAGGUAUAUGAUUUUUUAUAUAGAAAUAAGUAUUUACACGCACAUUUUUAUGAAAAGACACAGUAUCAAACUUCAGAAUCAGUCAUUUUCCAAAAGCAAUUGUUGCAGAGAUGAACAUGCAGAGUUAAUCAGUGAAAUAUAUAUUGAUGGGAAAGAUCACCAUUUCCGUUAUCUUUUGCUUUUUAGGUGUUUUAUGUCUACCUGGAAUGUCUUGUCCCUUUCCAUGGACCUAAUCAGCUUCUGUAUUUUCUUCAAAGCUUCCUUUUCAUUAGAAGUUCUUCUUGUCCACCUUUAAUUCUUCUUAUUGCUUUCUAGAUGCUCAUCAACUUCAAUUUCUGUGUGUGGUAUAUUGAUUUGCACUUUUGGGAUUUGUUGUUUUAUAAUAGGAGUUCUUAAGUCAUUUCUUAUAUGUACCAUUAGUCUUCUCAACCAGACUGCCUAGGAUUUCAGUCUCAGAUCUGUGUGUGUGUGCGCGUGUGUGUUGGGGGUGUGUGUAUGUGUGUUGUUUAUAUCGUUCCUUCUGGUAUACUUUGUGGAGAAUAGUUUACCGUCCAUGUGUUCACUAACUCUUCAGUAUGUAUUGUUGGUUACCUGUUUUUGUGCAUCAGAUACCGCAUUAUUUUUGUAAAAUUGUUAUGUUUUGUGUUGGGCUACCAGGGUCUCUACAGAGUCUUGAAUGUAACUGGCAAGGAUCAGCUCUGUUGGUGUAGAGAUUUUGAUGGAACAAUCAGCAAUCUGUAGUAUCGUUUAUGUAAAAUGUAUAACUCCCUCUACCUCUGACAAGUUCUGAAGUUUAAAGUGCUGCCCUAUCUCUUGAAUAUGAGUGAUUUGGGUGUAUACAUUUUACAGAUAGACAAGGUGAUUAUGACAGAGCUUACUUUUAUAUUUUAAAAUAGAUCAUAAUAUACCUAUUCUUAGGAACCUUUUAGGAAAAUGUCUUCAACAUUGAUCCUGUUGUUAGUUGUAAUCUUAGUAUAUUUUUAUAAUUUCCUUUGAAUAUGUAACUGUUCCUUUCACACUAUGGGCGUCUGUUUUCUUCUCUUUUUAUAGCAAUGAAAAUAUGGACAGAUUCCAGAGUGAGUUCUUAGCUCAAAAUUCUCUGCCCUGAUAUCAGGCCAAUUUAGUCAGUUAGUUCUUACAAGUGGACAUAUUUCUAUAAUAGAAAAAUGAUGAAAUUUUUUUAACAUAUUGCUUACAGAGAUAGAGCCCACAUUAUAAGGCUAUGUAACUCCUCCUCUCAAAAGAUUAUUGAUUUUAGCAUGUUUUCCUCCCUUUAACUUAAUCUUAAGCAGGUGAACCUUUCUGAGUGCUUUUUGGAAAGUUCUGAGGAAAACAAAAUAACAAAACUCAUACAACCUCAAGGAAUUCUAAGUAUCAAGGAGCACCUCUGGAAGGUGAUUGGUUCAAGCAUUGAGCACUAUUUGCUAUCCUUCAACAAAUCGCAGGACAUAAUUCAUCUAUCCAACUCUGUCAUAGCUUGUUUCUGCUUGCCCUGAUGGUAAGUAUGACAAGGGAGAAACGUUAUCCAGAAGUGGGCACUGUAGCAGGGAGAAGGAGCCCUGAAGUUGACCCUUAUAGAGGUGGUUCUCAUCCUCAACUCUUCCUACAAGAUGGCUUCGUGUCCCUUGAGAUCAUUAUCCCACCUUCAGAAUCCUGGAUCGGCCUCUUGCCUUUCUAGAGUCCCUUAAGGACUCUAGAAACCACUAAGCUUGGAGCUGAUGCCAUUUAAUUCUGUUCUUGGCAGUGGGCCCUGGUUUCUUUCAUGCUAGGCCCUGUGCCUCUUAGGAGCAGAGAAGAGGUCAGAUGCAGAUAACACAGGCAUGAUUCCUGCCUCCUGAAAUGCUCAGAUGAUAUGUACUUCUCCGUCUCCCUAAAGAUUUAAGGGAGUACCCAUUUAUCGUGGGAUGUAAUGAGUAGGAAAGAGCAUGGGGCUUUCUUUUUCUGCUGAAUAGCAGAUUGUAGGAUAGAAACAGUUCUGUUUAUAAUUCAGCUAUAUCUUUGUAGUUUGUAUUGCAGUUGAACUUAUUUUAAGCUUUACUGUUAAGCUAAAUUUCUGAAUUGUGUCAUUUGCAAAUUCUUUCUUUGAGGGUCAAGGGAGACUUUUGUAAAAUGUUCAGGUCUGAGAGAAUUUUGAGUUAAGAUGUGUGCAUGCAUGAGUAUAUGUGUAUAUGCAUAUGUGUGCACAGCUCAUGCAUAAAUGCCUGUGCGUGCUUGGAUAGGGACUAGAAAGGCUGAAAAAGAGAGAGAAAGUCAUUCUUAGAAGAAGAAAAGCACAUGCAAAGGAUGGAAGACGUGGUUUUUGAUAGAUGAAUGAAUCCUUCUGGAGGUUUUGUCAGAGCUGUGACCAGCUCUGUUGGCUGAGGAAAGGGAAAGUCCUUGAGCACCCAUCGUACCUCUUCAGACUCUCUUAAAAAGCAUUCAGAUGUUCUGCCAGAGGAAAUGAUGUGUUCCAAGUACAGCUGCAGUGGAGAAUUCUUUUUGUGCAGCUGAAGCAAUUCCUCCACAUAGAUCAUCCCAUUUUAACAGCAAACUGUCUGUUUAAAACAAAACAAAAAAGGCGGGUGGGAAGUGGAAGGAGGAGUUUAUGCCAGGAAAUGAAAAUAAGUUGCUGCGGAAGCCUGUCUUGGUUGUGGUUUCAUAGUUAAGAAUAAGUUAUUAAUAAUAAUAAUAAAGGCUUACUUGAUAGUUUUUCUAUGUGUGUUUUUAUGGAGUUUUAAUUUUCCAGAAAACAUUAAGGAUAAAUUAGAGAACACACUCCUGUUGGAGGAGAUAACUGUCCUGCAGCUCACAAACUAUAGCAUCUUUAGCCACUUACACCUUCCAAGUGCACCAGGUAGACUUCUGGUGUCCUCUCUGGUCCUCUUCUUCUCUUCCUUAUAGCAUGUCAGGCUUUGGACUUAAUCAGAGGAUAAUUAAGGCUCUAUCAUACCAGGUGGAGUUUCUAACGAAGUCUAAGAAGUGAUAUUUCUAUAAGGGUCUUUAGCUGACUGUAGCUACUAAGCAGAGGUUAGGAAGUUGUGAUGUCAUUUAAGGUGACAUUGUGGUUACAUUUUAUCAAGCUCAGUUGUGAGCCUGAAGCUCUGUUAACUGCUUUACAGCUAUGAGCCUAUUUAAUUCUCACAGGAAUACUCAUGUUAAGAUAGGUUUGAUUACCCUCAGUUUACAGAUGGGGAACUUCAGUUUGAGAGAUAAGUGAUUAUUUGCAAUUAUACCCAGCAUUUGCCAUGGCUGGGAUUGGAACCAAGGGCCUUCAGCCUCCAAAGCUUUUAGGUGUAACCCCUGCCUGAUGCAUUGUACUCUCCUAUAAAGCAGCCUUUUUUCUCUGCUGCCACUAGUUCAUUUCUUUUUCCUCUCUUAAUAUGCUUUAAACAAAAUAAAACCAAUAAUCUGCUCCUAAAUUGAGGUUGAUCUCCCUCCUUCUUAUCCAUUAAGUAAUGUCUUAUACUCAUGCAAUUAUUAGAUAUUUGGGAGAUAAAAUAAAUAGAACGUGUCCCUCUUCUCUUUAGCUCUAAGAAAAUUUUAAUGUUGUCAGUAGUUCCUACUGUUCCACAAUCCUACUGUAUUACCUGAAAUGCGUAAUACAGUUACUGUCUUCUCAGGAAGACUCUUCUAUGCAGUGGCAUGCUGGAGCCAGGAAGGCUUGUAGACCCAGCUCGGCCAUGGAUCAGCUGUGAGACCUUGGUGAAGUCACUUUACCCUCCAGGCUUUACUUCUUUUAUCACUGUGGUAUUUGAUCCAGGUCAAUUAGCAACCUGGGAGGUACAGCCUUUUUCAGGACAGGAAAUAGGGCACAAGUGCUACUUAUUUGCAUACACACUAUCCUUAGGCCUUUGUUGAAGGGAUGGCUAAUAUAAUAUAAAUUCAUUUAAAAGCGUUACUAAAUGCUUACAUUUUGUGUUUCUUUGAUCAAUGAAUGACUGCUAAAAUUUAGUAUGUUGUCAAUGGGGAAUUUAUUAUUUCUUUUUACAUUAAAGGGGUCCUCAUGCUAAAGAUUAAGCAAUACUGCUUUUUGUGAACUUUUAAAGUCCCUUCCCAGGUAGAAUAUUCACAAAGCCUAUGAAUGAGUUUAACUACUUGAUUACCCAGAUUCUAGCUUUUUGGAAUCUUUCAUUAUCUUACUUUUUCCCCUUCUCUGUGAGCUUUUGGACUUAGGACAAAGUAGGAACGAUCACAAGGAAAUGGAUUGACAUUUUAAAAAUCUCUACUCUUUCACAGUCUUUCCUGAAGACAUGAUUUUUUUUUUGCCAUCAUGUCUCUAAGUACAGUUGGUCAGUUGUCACUCUGUCACCUCACCCCCUAGCCCCAUAAUUCCUGUGAAACCCUGGACACCUAACUGUUUUUGCAGACCAUGAGCUCCUAUAGCCUCACUUCUUCCCUUGUCCAGCUUGUAGUACCUGGAUAAUCCCCUCACCCCUCACCACCUUCCUUGUUAGUACCCCCAGUUCCCUGAAGCUCUUGUGCUGCCCAUUUCCUCCCAGCAGCAUGCCACUUGUCUGCCCUCAUGAGCCUGUGUUCCCCUUAGAAGAAUCACAACUCUGUCUGGACUAUUAUUAUAGAUCAGUGGACUUCAACAUCUGUUAGUUUUUUCAGUGUCGCCCAUCAAUACAUUUACCGAGUUACUUUUUCUGUCCUUUAGGUGAUAGUUCCAAAUGCUCCCCACUGUCUCCAUGGCUACAAUGAUAGUGAACAUUAAUAGAAAACUUGGUUGUGUUGGAGAAAAUGUGUUAAGGACUUUACGUGCAUUGUCUCAUCUCCAUUCAUGCUAAGGAAUCUAACUUUUCCUUCCAACCAUCCAGCAAAUACUAGUGAGGCAUCAACUGUGUCUUCGCACAGUGCCCAAGGCACAGAUUCUAACUGUGAUUGAGGCAGAAUGGGCACUUGCUCUGAAGAGAUCUCCAGUUCAGAGGGAUAUGAACAGAAGUAAACAGGCAGCAAUGAAAUUGUCUGAUAAGUGCUAAUGAGGGGAGAAGUUCAGUAUGCUAUAGAUGCCCCCAACCCAGACUUAGGAAUGAGGAUAAGGAAAACUUGCAGGAAGUUACAGCUAAGUGUCAAUCUAAAGGACAAGAGACUAUGAGGGAGGAACAUAAGGGCUUCCUGGACAAAAAGAAUACCUGGUUGCUAGAAUGAUUUCAGGGAAUUCAGAGGCACCAGUAGGAAUAGAGCCAUUGCCCUCAGAUAAAUUAGAGGUCUUUUUUUUUUUUUUUUGGUGUGAAUUUCGUAGACUCUCUUUUCUACCUCCUCUGUGGUCUGUGUUCUCACUUGGUUACCAACUAGAAUCAGAAUCCACUGAGAUCCCUCUCUGUACGUAGAUCUCAUAAGACCCGCUUGCUGUCAAUUUCAAUGUGAAGUUUGACUACGCACUUGUCUAGCCGCUUUGCUGAAACAGUAUUUGACUGUUAAGGUGAGUGUAGAGGACAGUGCUUCUUCAAAAUUAUUACAGGGAAGAUGAUAAUAACUGACUGUCUUGAUGUAGGGAUAAGGUUUUUUCAGGAGGGUCUUUCAGUAGUAAUCGCUCCUAAAAUUUUGAAUGCUUAAAUGAAGCUGCUGUUUAGCUGAAUAAGUAAUAGCAGCUUCUUUUUCCAUGAAGACAUUUAGUAAAUGACAUUUUAGGUCUCAGCAAAUGUUAUGCCUUCAGACACCUUGGCUGAGGAAAGCCUGAUGUGCCUCCAGUGAAGGAUUUGUAGGUCCACAUCUUUGAUGCUUCUGCAACACAGAAUUAGGAAAAUAAAACAGUGGGUCGUACAUGCUCCUGAUUCAUUGCUAACAGGAAAGGGACAUGAGCCCCCAUGUACAUUUUUACCCUUCUGAUAAUGAUAAAGGCCACUUACUAAAUAUAAUACUAUAGUCAGCAGUAGAAAUAAGAGGGGACACAAAGCAACUGAGUUGUAAAAUUUUUCAGACCGCUUUGGAAGAUGGAAGCUGACAACAUCAUACAUCCAAAUUCCUCUGCAUUGUUGUCUCUCUCUGUAGAGGUGAGGAAUCGUUUACAGCAUUCUGUGGAAUCCACUUUUGAAUCCAGAUGGGUCUUAAUUAUUUUGUAUUUGGGAAAUACUUUUUAUUUGACAGUCGAGAUGUGCCAUCAUAUUAUUUAAAAUUUUGGGAAUCACUGUUUCCCAUGUGUCUGAACGUCUCGAGCACAUUUACCUUAUCAUGGCAAUGCCUGGGUGUCUGACAUCCAUGUAUGCUCAAACUAUGCUCCUUGAUUUCAUCCCCUCCUCUCUGUUUCUUUCAUCUCAUAAACUGAGUGCUGAUGCCAUUUCACACUUUUUCUUGGAAGUUUAAUGAGUUAGUAGUAGUAUAACAAAAAUAAAAAUAUUUUCUUUACUUUUCUGAAAAGAAAUAUGUCUAUAAAGCGUCAAUCAUUUUUCCAAGCUGUUAGUUCCUGCUGCUGAAUACUAGGAGCUGUUCUGUCAACAAGAACAAGUAAGGGGGAAUAGUAAGAGAAAGCUGUUCCAGUUUCUCUAUCUCUGCUACCAGAGGUUGGAAGAUGUUGUUUCAGCUGGAUAACUUAAGAUGGAGUCUUAUUCACUAUUUGCUAAAGAGACUGGACUGUUUUUAGUGUGAUAAUCUUCUGUAGGCAUGGAGAAAGAUCAUUUCCUGAUCUCGUUUUGGAGAUCAUGGGGUUAAAUCUGUGGCAAUGUCCUUUUCCUAGACUCAGGCUCUUGUCAAAAUGAUGUUUGGCCAGGUGUUAAUCUGUGUCCUGAGGGAAGUGCUGGAAUUCAUUAUUCAUCCCAUGGGAGUAGGGGUGGGAGGAGAAGGUUGUCCUUCUGGGAGGUACCAGGGCCAUAGCCUGCCCCCUGUCUUUACUGACAUGUGUCAUUUGUGAUGAGGGCAGUUGAAGUCCAUAUGAGGAAUUCUCUUGUCAGCUGGCCAACAGAGAAACACAGAGGGAGGGAGAGGGAGGGAGAGGCAGGCAGCUUGGCAAAGCAGUCCUGGAGUGCAGUUUCCGGAGCAAGAUCACACACAGUGUUUUAGGAGCUCAGGGAAGGUUCUCAGGAACAUAAAGGGGAAGAAGGCCAGGUUUGAAAGAGUGGAUUUUCCUAUUUUUUCACCUUUUUUCCCUGCUGUCUUUGAAUACUUGUCAUCCUUCAGAAAACUCAGCAUCAGAAAGAAGCUUUUGCUGACACACUGCUUUUUCUCUAGCACUAUAUUGUGGGUUUUUUGUUUUUCUCUUUUCAUUUUUCUUUUUCUCUGAGGGUGGGAGGUGAGACAAUGAUCAAGUCAAGCUGGUUCUAUGUUAAGUUCAAGUAUGCAGAGCAGCUCAAGCCAGGACAGAACAGCUGCAGGGACAGUGACAGUGAAAGUGCCAGUGGAGAAUCCAAGGGCUUCCACAGGAGCAGCUCUCGGGAAAGGCUCAGCGAUAGUUCAGCUCCUUCCAGCUUGGGAACAGGCUACUUCUGUGACAGUGACAGUGACCAGGAAGAGAAGGCAUCAGAUGCCAGCUCUGAAAAACUCUUCAACGCUGUUAUUGUAAACAAAGAUCUGGAGUUAGGUGUUGGCACGCUACCAGAACAUGACAGCCAGGAUGCAGGGCCGAUUGUCCCCAAGAUAUCGGGUUUAGAGAGAAGCCAGGAGAAGAGCCAGGACUGUUGCAAAGAGCCCAUCUUUGAGCCUGUGGUGCUUAAAGACCCCUGCCCUCAGGUCGCACAGCCGAUAACCCAGCCCCAGACGGAGCCUCAACUCCGAGCUCCUUCUCUGGACCCUGACUUGGUGCAGCGCGCAGAGGCCCCGCCUCAGCCCCCACCUCCGAGUACUCAGCCACCGCAGGCCCCGGAGGCCCAGCUCCAGCCCGCCCCGCAGCCUCAGGUGCAGAGGCUAUCCAGGCCACAUUCCCCCACCCAGCUGCUCCAUCAGAAUCUCCCACCUGUGCAGGCCCACCCCUCCGCUCAGAGCCUCUCCCAGCCGCUGUCAGCCUACAACAGCAGUAGCUUAAGCCUCAACAGUUUAAGCAGUAGCAGAAGCAGCACUCCAGCGAAGACUCAGCCUGCCCCUCCUCACAUCUCCCACCACCCCUCUGCCUCCCCGUUCCCCCUCUCCCUACCCAAUCACAGCCCCCUGCACAGCUUCACGCCCACCCUCCAGCCCCCCACACACUCACAUCACCCCAAUAUGUUUGCCCCUCCCACUGCUCUGCCUCCUCCACCACCACUGACAUCAGGAAGUCUGCAGGUGCCGGGACACCCGGCUGGGAGCACUUACUCAGAGCAAGACAUCUUGCGACAGGAGCUGAACACUCGUUUUCUGGCCUCUCAGAGUGCUGACCGCGGGGCUUCCCUGGGCCCUCCGCCCUACCUGCGGACCGAGUUCCAUCAGCACCAGCACCAGCACCAGCACACGCACCAGCACACGCACCAGCACACCUUCACACCGUUCCCCCACGCCAUCCCGCCCACCGCCAUCAUGCCGACGCCAGCACCUCCCAUGGUGCGUACCCCAGGCAGAAAUUUUGACAAAUACCCUACAAAAGUUGACCCCUUCUACCGGCACAGUCUCUUCCAUUCCUACCCUCCUGCAGUGUCGGGCAUCCCCCCUAUGAUCCCACCCACUGGCCCUUUUGGUUCACUACAAGGAGCAUUUCAGCCGAAGACAUCCAACCCUAUCGAUGUCGCUGCUCGGCCUGGGACAGUCCCACACACUUUACUCCAAAAGGACCCGAGGUUGACAGAUCCUUUCAGACCUAUGUUAAGGAAACCAGGGAAGUGGUGUGCUAUGCAUGUUCACAUCGCCUGGCAGAUUUACCACCACCAACAGAAAGUCAAGAAACAGAUGCAGUCAGACCCGCAUAAGCUGGACUUUGGACUGAAACCCGAGUUCCUGAGCCGCCCUCCAGGCCCCAGUCUCUUUGGAGCCAUCCACCACCCCCAUGACCUGGCACGGCCUUCAACUUUGUUCUCUGCCGCUGGUGCUGCACACCCAACGGGGACCCCUUUUGGGCCACCUCCUCAUCACAGCAACUUCCUCAACCCUGCCGCCCACCUAGAGCCUUUUAAUCGGCCGUCUACAUUCACAGGGCUAGCAGCAGUUGGCGGCAAUGCCUUUGGCGGACUUGGAAAUCCUUCCGUUACACCCAACUCAAUGUUCGGCCACAAGGAUGGCCCCAGUGUGCAGAACUUUAGCAAUCCUCACGAACCCUGGAACCGGCUGCACCGAACGCCUCCGUCGUUCCCGACCCCUCCGCCCUGGCUGAAGCCAGGGGAGCUGGAGCGCAGCGCGUCCGCUGCAGCUCAUGACAGAGAUAGAGAUGUAGAUAAACGAGACUCAUCCGUUAGUAAAGAUGACAAAGAAAGGGAAAGCGUCGAGAAGAGACACUCCAGCCACCCUUCACCAGCCCCUGUCCUCCCGGUGAACGCCCUGGGACAUAACCGCAGCUCCACUGAACAGAUCCGGGCCCAUUUGAACACUGAGGCUCGGGAGAAGGACAAACCCAAAGAGAGGGAGAGAGACCACUCGGAAGCCCGCAAGGACCUGGCCGCUGACGAGCACAAGGCGAAGGAGGGCCACCUGCCCGAGAAGGACGGGCACGGCCACGAGGGGCGCGCCGCAGGCGAAGAGGCCAAGCAGCUGGCCCGGGUGCCAUCCCCCUAUGUGCGGACCCCCGUGGUGGAGAGCGCCAGGCCCAACAGCACCUCGAGCCGGGAGGCCGAGCCGCGCAAGAGUGAGGCGGCCUACGAGAACCCCAAGAAGAGCUCCGAGGUCAAGGUGAAGGAGGAGCGGAAGGAAGACCACGACCUGCCUCCGGAGGCCCCACAGACCCACCGGGCCUCAGAGCCGCCACCUCCCAACUCCUCGUCCAGCGUGCACCCGGGGCCCCUGGCCUCGAUGCCCAUGACGGUGGGGGUGACGGGCAUUCACCCCAUGAACAGCAUCAGCAGCCUGGACAGGACUCGCAUGAUGACCCCCUUCAUGGGCAUCAGCCCUCUCCCGGGCGGAGAGCGCUUCCCGUACCCUUCUUUCCACUGGGACCCCAUCCGGGACCCCUUGAGGGAUCCUUACCGAGAACUUGACAUUCACCGGAGAGACCCGCUGGGCAGGGACUUUCUGCUGAGGAGCGACCCGCUGCACCGGCUCUCAACUCCCCGGCUGUACGAAGCCGACCGCUCCUUCAGGGACCGGGAGCCUCACGACUACAGCCACCAUCACCACCACCACCACCACCCGCUGUCGGUGGACCCCCGGCGGGAGCACGAGCGGGGAGGCCACCUGGACGAGCGGGAGCGCUUGCACAUGCUCAGAGAGGACUACGAGCACACGCGGCUCCACUCCGUGCACCCCGCCUCCCUGGACGGACACCUGCCCCACCCCAGCCUCAUCACCCCAGGACUCCCCAGCAUGCACUAUCCCCGCAUCAGCCCCACCGCGGGCCACCAGAACGGACUCCUCAACAAGACACCUCCGACAGCAGCGCUGAGCGCGCCGCCCCCACUCAUCUCCACGCUGGGGGGCCGCCCAGUCUCUCCCAGGAGGACUACUCCUCUGUCUGCAGAGAUCAGGGAGAGGCCCCCUUCCCACACGCUGAAGGAUAUCGAGGCCCGAUAAGCCGAGAACAGGAGCACAAACAAGAAGAAACCCUAGGCAGACACCAGGCCAGACUUUAGAGAGAGAACUCCUGCAUUGCUCACAGACUUGGGGGAAGCGCCACCUCUUCCCCUUGUAAAAAUGUAUAGACUCGGUGCAGAUUUUGAAAUGUUUUGUAUAUUAUAUGUUGAGAUUUUUCAGCUUUUAGCCCAGUCAUAUGUUCUCAUGUCUCCUACUUUUUGUUUCUCGUAUAAAACUUUUUGAUUUGAACCAAAACCGUGAAGAUGACAACACACACCCAUUGGAUCAUCAUUGUAGGGGGGGGCGGGGGGGGGAUGGCGUCCACACCAUCCAUCAUGCAAAACUCAGAUGAGGUGGGAAGGCCGUGUACAUAGUUAAUGUAAAAAGAGAUUGCUUCAUGAGCUAAUGGUUCAUAUAUGCAAAUGGGUAAGAUGAAAGCUUUACUUUGUACAAAUGUAAAUAGGUAAAGAUUAAGUAACAUAAUACAUUAAUACUUCUUAAAAUGUGCUAUUUGCAAACUUAAUAUCAGUGAACACAGUCGGCUGAGGCCGUGUUCCCAUAUAUUGUUAUAGACAGCUAAACCCUUCAACUAUGCAAUGAAUGUUCGGGCUUGUCACAAAAGCCCGCCUAACUCAAAGGAGCCUUUUCAGACCCAUUUACAACAUACUUAAGGUCAUAUUUUCCCUGAACAAGCGCUUACAUGAUAUGACUCUGUUUUCCUUGCUUGUUUUUUUUUUCAAAAGGAGAAACAUCCUAUUUUGCAAAUUGGACCCCAGGCUGGAACUUUGCAUCUGAAGUUGCUGCUUGUGGGCUUUGGGGGAAAGUGCAGCCCCGGAGAGGUAACUGAGGACGUGAGCAACCGGUGCCAGGGAGGAUGGGAUUUGCCAGACGCCAAAAUCAGGGGACGGGUGGUGGUGUCGGACAGACACACACAGGUCGCCAGUGACUUCACACACACCUCAUGUGAGAACCAUGCCUUUUUUAGUGUGUCCUCUUUCAUACCUGUACACACUUCCUCGUUUUGUAAUGAGAUUUACUUACACCCAAACAGAUCCUGAAAGAAAGCUUCCAAGUUUUCUCAGAUGAUGGAUAUGUUUUCACUGUUUUCAAUAACCAACCAGUGGAAGGUGCACAUUUCCCAAUGUGACGCGCUGUGUUCCAGUUGGUGAUCCAGUCUGGGGGCAGCUGUUACAGGCCAACCUUGCUGAGCCAUCGCGAGUUACAGAGCGUGAAAGAUGGCGGAAAAAAAGUCUCGUGUGCGAGUGUGUUUUUUGAGUUUGCAUCAAUCUUAAUGUCUCUUCAUAAUACUUUUAUAAUACAUUAAGCCUCUUGUCUACAUAUUUGGAGAGAAUAUGACUUUACUAGCAGAGAAAUACAAUAUAUCUUGUCUACUGGACUGUAAAUAUAUGUAUGAAAUAAAAUUAGUUCCAUUUGGUCUUCUAGUAUAUUAAAGUGCUAUCUGACGUUUUUAUUUUGUUUUUUUUUAAAAAAAAAAAAAAAAAAAAAAAAAAGUUAACUACAGACCAUUGUUUCUAAUAAGCAGAGAGAUCUAUUUUAGUAGUAAACUGAAGGUUUAGUUGUGAGCUUCAGAUUUUGUGAACUCCAGAUGUUGUGCAGUGUUUUUUUUUUUUUUUUUUUUUUUUUUAAAAACAACAACUAAAAAAAAUUCCAAGGAAUAUGUACACUGGAACUGUAGUGGUAGCUUUCAGUAUUGUAAAGAGAUUGUUCUAUACGGACCUUUUUGCUGUUUAUCCUGUAUGUAAUAAAGUCCUUUCUAGAUCCUAUGUGAAAAGAAAAGUGAAGCAACUGAAUCUUCAGCAUGUUCUCAUCGGCGGAGCCUUCUUGUGUAAUGUAAACUGUGCCAUGUUAUUAAAAAAUGUGAACUAAG